CGCUGGCGGGCCGCCAUGGCGCUUGCCAGGCACCGGAGGCAUGGCUGACGUUGACAGUGACGUCAAGGGCGUAAUUUGAGCCCCAGAAUGGCGGUCAGCAGCACCGCCGCCACCACGCGCAGCGCUUGGCUGCAGGCGGAAGGGUGUGGGAUCGGGAGGAAUGCCCAUGGAACGGGGCAAACAAACGUAGAAUGUGGGUUGAUGGGGGGGAUGCAAUCUUUCCGGGGGGGUGGGCACAGCAGCUGGCCAAGCUGCUCGUUUCUGGGGGCCUCUGGAGCUGUCCGCAAGCUGAACGCUUUUGGUGGAAAACCGUUGGGGCGAUAUGCGGCGCAUUCCUCUCUGCGAGGCCGCUCAUGGAAGCCGCUUGCGGUGAGGUCUGAGCUUGCUUCUUCGGACACGCCUCCGCCAAAACUGGACCAAAACCCUGAGUCUGGUGUGAAAGCGGCUCCGCCAGAAGCAGACGAAAACCCUGAUUGUGAAACCCCCGCCCCCUCCGCUGGGCGGCGUGCAUUUCUAGCGUCCGGCGCCGUCCUCCUCACCGCCGCCGCCUGGCAAACCUCUGCUCGCAGCGACACUCCGACCCCAGCCCCUAGACGGCUUACCACCCGCGCUGAGCGAAAGAAGAUGAAGGCCGAGGCGGAGGCGGCUGCCGCGAAGGCGCCUCCCCGUCCCGAGUCUAGGGUGUAUGACUCGUCGGUUUUGGGGGAGCCCACGAGUCUGACGUCGAAGGAGGGGGUGUGGAAAAAGCUGGCGGGGAGCAGGGUGGUGUAUCUGGGGACCACGGAACGGGUGCCUGUGGCGGAGGAUCAGGAGCUCAUCCUUGAAAUUACGUCCAAGCUGCGCAAUCUGUGCUUCAAGGAGAGGCGGCCUGUGACCAUCGCCCUACAAGUCUUCCCUCGCACGCUGCAGGAACCCCUCAACUGGUACAUGGGCUACAGGCUGACCGACGCCCAGCUGCGAGCAUACGUGUAUUACUGGCCCGAGGAGAUGUUCCUGCGCUACCUGCCCCUCCUCAAGUACUGCCGCGACAACGGCGUCCGCCUCUACGCGUGCGGCGUGCCCUCCCAGAUCCUGCGCACCGUUCUUAUCGACGGCGUCGAGGGUCUUUCCCCUGAGGACCGGAAAAUGUACGCACCUCCGAAGAAAGGCGGGGGGCUGCUCGCGCUGAACACAAGCGCGAUCCAGGUGGCCGGAGACAUGCCGGGGCCGCCCUCGGCGUCGAUCACACUGGAGAGGACCUACUUCCGCUUUGCCCAGGCUCGUUCCGUCGUAGAUUACAGCAUGGCCCUCGCCAUCGCCGAGGGCAUCAACGCGCAAGGCAACAUGGGGGUCAUGAUCGCCGUAAUGGGCGCCAGUCACACCGCGUACGGUUCGCGCGGGCAGGGCGUGCCGGCGCGGCUGGCGGGCAAGCUGAAGCGGCAGGGGCAGACGGUGGUCAUGCUCAACCCCGAGGCGCAGUACAACCGCAAGGAGGGGGACGUGCCAGUCGCGGACUUCCUCUGGUACUCCGGCACCAAGGUGUGCACGCGCAACUGCUUCGACCGUGCGGAGGUGGCGCGCGUGAUGGACGCGGCGGGGCGCGUGCGCGAGGCGCUGCCGACGGACAUCCAGGCGGGGCUGGACCAGGGGCUCAUCCCACCGGACGUCCUCAAGGACUUCUUCGAGCUGCAGAGCUCGCCGCUCAUGGCCUUCUUCACCGAGCGCUUCCAGGGCCUGCGCGAGAGGUGGCUGGCCGACCCCCGCUUCCUUCAACGCCUGGGCAUCGAGGAGGCCAUCUCCAUCAGCACCACGCUCGCGGCACAGUACCAGAAGCGGGGGGCCAAGUUCUGGAGCGAGCUGGAGUACGUCAUCACUGACGUGUCCCGCGGCGCGGUCGUCGACUUCUUCACGGUGUGGCUCCCCGCGCCGACGCUCUCCUUCACGCCCGUCGACGAGUUCGGGGCCAGCGGGUUCCCGACGCUCUUCUCCGGCCUCCCCGAAAACGCGUUCCAGCGAGGGAGCCUCGGGCGGCACUGGGGGCUGCGCGAGCGCGCGCUCGCAGUGCUCCUGGGGGGCGCGAAACUGUUCCUGGUCGGCGCGGUGUCGAGCGUCGGGACCGUCGCGAUAACCAACGGGGUGAAGGGACUGCAGGAGCGGCUACGGCCGCAGGUCGAGAAGCCUGACGCCGUGAAGCGUUCCCCGGUGUUCAAGACCGCCUUCGUGUACGCCUCCUUCUUGGCCACGUCAGCCAACCUGCGGUACCAGGCCAUUGCCGGCAUCGUCGAGAACUGGGUGGCGGACUACUAUUUGGCGCCCUGGCCGCUCGCCGGCGCCGCGCUUUCUUUCACCGCACGCACAGUCAACUCCUUUUGGGGCACUGCGCAAUGGAUCGACCUGGCGCGCUGGGCUGGGCUCCAAGCGCACAAAGACGAAAUUGUGAAGCCCCCCGAAAUGGGCAUUCCCAAGCCCCCCCUCCCCGGCCUCCCGCUCACAACCACCGGGGAAGACAACUUCCCGGUGACGGGGGGUCACUCGACCGCUGAUUCUGCGGAGCAUCCACCCCCCCACGAAGUCGAGGCUUCGACAUCGCAUAAAAUAGAAACUAAUAAAGAGGUAACGGUGGGGAACGGUGCGCAUGACCAUGUUUCCGGGGGUAACGGGCAUGGAGAGUCGCACCAGAACGGCUCCGGGGGGGCAAACGUGACUGACAAAGUAGGGGGGCAGAUCGAGGAUGUUGUAGACGACCCUGAUCUAACUUUGGUUGCAGCCCGGGGCAAAGAGUCGGCCUCUCAAACGGGGAAGGAGUAGCUCGAUUGAGUUUUUUCUCCCAGGCUUGACCCGGAUUGGAUUUGCGUUGACGGUGUGCCGGCAGUGUCGACUGCAUGGAGGCAACCGUUGUCUGCUUUGUGCUGAACUGCGCCGCUUACAAGCUUUUGCUCCAGCGAUCAGCUUAGCUCUCAGACGUCUCAACAGCCUGACAUUACCAUUUGCAGAGCGUAAAUCACAACAGAAGUACUUCCC
Molecule: messenger RNA, 3000 nt
Organism: Klebsormidium nitens
Lineage: Eukaryota; Viridiplantae; Streptophyta; Klebsormidiophyceae; Klebsormidiales; Klebsormidiaceae
Source: the annotation of a GenBank genome assembly